Messenger RNA from Homalodisca vitripennis (glassy-winged sharpshooter), 647 nucleotides. RefSeq names its product U1 small nuclear ribonucleoprotein C-like. Bases 248 to 556 code for a protein of 102 amino acids. The record is from RefSeq and is a predicted model, not a curated record. The transcript has 2 exons. Lineage: Eukaryota; Metazoa; Arthropoda; Insecta; Hemiptera; Cicadellidae.
AGCAUUCCAUUAUAUAGAGCGGCAGGAAGGAGUAUUCCUCCAUAACCGGAAGGUGUGUGGGAACGCGAUCAAGGAAAACCAUCACACAAUUCAUCAGUCAUAAAGUUGCUCUUUGCAGCGAAGACAAACAAGUGAUAACUACAAUAUAGAAGGUGGAGAGUAUUUUAUAGCGCAAUAAAAAGGCAGUUGGAGGCUAGAUACGAGUUCUAGAAACAGUCGGUCACUUCAUCACAGAAUACUACAAAACAUGAUCGCCCUUGCUCUAGGAGUAUUAAUUGCCUGCUCAGCAGUGAGUGGACUGCCUGGUCCCCGGCCAGGCCCUGCUCCACAGCCCCGCCCAGGCCCCUUAGCACGACCAGGGCCAGCGGCAGGCCCCCUUCCAGCUCCUGUAGCUGAUCCUUCCUUCGGAUUCCCAGGUUAUGGAUUCCCAGGUUAUGGAUUUCCAGGAUAUGGAGUUCCAGGAUAUGGAGUUGACGAGGUUAUAUAUGAGCCCUGUGUCUAUGGACCAUAUGAGCAGGUGUUCGAAACUCCAAUCGCGUAUCCGUACUUGUAUUGAAACAUAAGCACAUUGCAUAUAGUUCCUUUUAGUUAGUUUAUCGUUUUGUAUUAAAAAAUACAAAAUAAAGUCACAGCAAUUUAUGGUGAAA